UGCUAUAAUGGCCACUAAAGGUCUGGAGGCUUAUGAAGGAGGGAUUUUUGCUGAAUUUCACAUUCUGUCUCUUCCAAACCACAUCAUCUCAGUGGCAGGAUGGGGCGUCACAGAAGACGGAACAGAAUACUGGAUCGUCAGAAACUCCUGGGGCGAGUUUUGGGGUGAGCUGGGCUGGGCAAGAAUUGUCACCGGUGCUUAUAAAGGUGGUGAAGGCCACUGGUAUAAUCUUGCCAUCGAGAGCAACUGCGCAUACGGAGACCCCAUUCUGGAGAAGAAUUAAAAUGGAUAUGUUCUUCAUAAAGUCAUCAACACCCCAUCGAGCACAUGCAGAUGAGAGACUGUGAAGCUGAAUUAAAUCGGGAGAAGUGUCAUAUUAGAAUCUCAUGGUGCCAUGCGCUGCAUUAUUUUAGUGCCACGUUCUUAAAACAGGGUUUUACAGGAUGUUUACUUUAAACAUUUAUUAUUGGAAUCUUUAUAAAAUUUUAUGAAAAAAGAAACCUUUGAGAACAGUAUUAAUAGUUUUUGCAUAAAAUAUGGAUAUAAUUGUGUAUACAUUUUGAUUAUUAUAUUAUAAUAAAAUAUUGUAGUAUAUAUUUCUUUAAUUAUUAUGUGAAAUAUUGUUGAAAAAUGUUUUUAAAGUCAUGUUUACUUUAGUUUGCAUUGAAUGUGUUCAUGUUAUUCCGAAUAUUAAAACGCAACUGAACAUGCUUUUAGCACAACAGCUUCAUGACAUAUGUUUGUGUGUCAUGUAUGAGCUUCUCUUGCUCUACAUCUCGUCUAGGCUUAGCAACAGCACGCGCAGGCACUUCAUUGGUCAGCAUCCGCUGCACGAGCCUCGCAGUUCGUUUCGAGUCGUGUCAGUCAAGCAGAAAACGAACCGAGACAUGGUCAACGACAACAGGAGAAAACAAGGGCACUAGUGUGGUGAAGCGUCCAGCCGUGAGGAUGCUGAGAUGCAGACAGCUGGAUGUCACUGGCAGGAUGCGUCCUUUUAUUACCAUGCGUACGCGCGCGUUUGAUUCGAUGCCAUAAAUCUGGCAUGAAGAACAUCUCUCAACUGCUCUGCAGAAUCCGACAACUUGACAUUAGUGUGCUAAACGCAACAGAUACGUAGAUAUCAAAACUGGCUUUAUUUGGUUUUGAAAUAAACAAAACCAUUGCGCAUCUUCUACAUUUAGUGCGUAUCCAGAUCCUAUUCUUCUCAGAGCAUCGUUCCAGGUGAACCAGCAGCAUGUUGACCAGCAUCACUGAGAGCAUCUUCUGCUGUCUGAUGGGAAAGACCAGCGUCGUGUUGCCAGUCGAGACAUCAGACGGAAAGCCAGCAGACGGAUUCGAGUUUGUGGAGGUGAAGCCGGGUCGGGUGCUGCGCGUGCGUCACAUCCUCCCAGAACGCCCCGCUAUGACAGAAGAGCACCCAGGACAAGACGGCACCGUCCACUGCAAACGCAAGAUCACGGUGUACCGCAACGGACAGCUGGUGAUCGAGAACCUGGGUGAUGUUCUCCACUCGGAGAUCCUCCAGUGUCAGAAUGGAGAUGUGGAACAGUCUAGCACGGUCGAGGUGGAGCUGUCCGACUACACCACUGCGCCGUCGUCCCCGGAUCCCAAACCAGCUCCGCCUCUUCCCUGCUCUGACCAUCAGAAGCCUGCCCCACCGCCCAGACGCAGACGCCGGAGACCCAAGCGUACCGUACUGAUAGAUACAGAGCGUCGCAUCAGCAGCUGUAAGGGAACGCACGCGGACGUGGCGCUGUUCUUCAUUCACGGCGUUGGCGGUUCGCUGGACAUCUGGGGCAGUCAGCUAGACUUCUUCUCACGGCUGGGUUAUGAGGUCAUCGCUCCUGAUCUAGCGGGUCACGGUGCCAGUACCGCCCCACAGAUAGGAGCGGCUUACACCUUCUAUGCCCUGGCAGAGGACCUGCGUGCCAUAUUCAAGAGAUAUGCAAGAAAACGAAACAUUCUCAUCGGUCACUCAUACGGGGUGUCGUUCUGUACGUUCUUGGCACACGAGUAUCCAGAGCAGGUGCAUAAGGUGGUGAUGAUCAACGGAGGAGGACCAACAGCAUUGGAGCCCAGUCUCUGUUCCAUCUUCCAGCUGCCGUCAUGUGUUCUGCACUGUCUGUCUCCAUGUCUGGCCUGGAGUUUUCUCAAAGCUGGUUUUGCGAGGCAGGGUGCUAAGGAGAAACAGCUUCUCAAAGAGGGAAACGCAUUUAACGUGUCUCCGUUUGUGCUGCGAGCGAUGAUGAGUGGUCAGUACUGGCCGGAGGGGGAUGAAGUUUAUCACGCCGAGCUGACCGUACCCAUUCUGCUGGUGCACGGCCUGUUCGACAAGUUUGUGCCGAUCGAGGAGGAUCAGAGAAUGGCAGAGAUCCUCUUGUUUGCGUUUCUGAAAGUGAUCGAGGAAGGCAGUCACAUGGUGAUGAUGGAAUGCCCUGAGACAGUCAACACCCUCCUGCAUGAGUUUUUCCUCUGGGAGCCCGACACUUCCAAACAGGACACAGUUGCCACGGUAACAGCCGGUCAGACUGCAACAAACACUGCCGCAACGCCCGUCCAGACGCUCAGUGUCCUCAACGGCUACAGCACAGGGAAUCCCAAGGUCAACAAACCCCUUAACAAGUAACCAAUGGAUGAUUGACAUUUCGGGGUAAACCAAUCGGAGGGCUGUUAACGACAGGUGCUGCGAACGGCGUGACCAUCACAUUGGCUCAGAGCUGAUUUUUGGUCAGAAGGUCCGAGCAGGUGCCAUGAAGACAGAUUGAAAGGUUGGGACUCUUUCUGCAAGAGCUUCCAAAGUACGAUAUUGGUGAUUUAUGACAUAAUGAUGAUACCUUUGUAUCUCUCUACUACCUUUGGACAAUAUCUUUCCGUCUUGUGCUGCUUAAACAAAAGGACUGAGUGUCCGUCUAGAGGAUGAAACCCAGCAUUGGAGUCCAGGUUUGAUUGCAUUACGAGACGGCAGUCGCCGAGGUUGUUUUUGAGAAACCGGAUUGUGUUGGACGAGUUUAAAGUCAACAUGAAAAAGCAUUUCCAGCCUCCUUUACUUAUAAUGGAUUGGAAAUGAAUGGGGUUAUAUUGAUUGGAUUUUAGUCUGGUGGUUGGAGGAGGUAAAAAGGAGAGACAUGGUGACAUUAGCUAGCUAUAUAAUUAUUUUUAACAAUAAGACCUGGAACGUGUGUUAAGUAAAUUGGCUGGAUUUCAUAUUGACUUCAAAAGUCGUGUGCACAGAACCGGUGUUCACAUCAUGCAGAGCUAAAUAACUCAAUCAUACUUAAAACACGUUUUCAAUGUCUUCCCUCAAAAAACAAAUCCAUCGCUUACAGGUUUAAGACCCUCUGCUGAAAACAGACAUACAGUAUAAAAUAUUUAACCAUACGAGGUGGAACGAAGAUAACAUUCUGUGAACACAUGCUACGCAUCAUUGUUUGUACAAAUUGCACAAAUUGAACAACGGAUGUCGCUUCACAAACGUGGGACAAGCAAAACUAUCAACUGGAAAACGACCGUCGUAUUGGGAUAUUUCAUGCACCGUUUCGUCUCCUAGCAACCUUGAAGUCAGGCAUUAGAAGAGAUGCCGUGAGAGAGAGAGCUAUAAUGAUACGAUGGCUACUGUGUGAUUUGGUGCUGAGGAAAAGCAGGAUAUAAGCCACAAUAUCACAGAUGUAUGCUGUCACGAUGUCUUGCGAAGUGGUGAAUUUAUUCAGAUGAUAUUACGAAUAUCUAACCAUCAGGUUGAUCCAACACAUUGUGAGGACGCAAUUAUGGUCUACUGUACCAUUAAACUUAAUAAGGGCAGUGUAUGCAAGAAUCAACUGUGGAAGCCUUGCAGCUGUUGCCAUGACAACAAAGAGUCAAAGGCAACACGGAUUAAGAAUUACACACGCAUUUCAAACAUCGUAUAAGAGCUCAUUGCUGAACGAAAAUGUUAUGACAAUUAUGCAGAUGUUAAGAUGAAAAUCAUUAUGAAAUAUUCAGGAUAACCGAUAUGAGAAUUGGCUUAUACUAAAGUUACAAGUCAAGCGUGUUAUAGACAGACCCUCUGGUCAGAAUGAUUGGAUUCUAACUUAAUGCAUUUCCCAGCAUUCUUUGGUGCAGCAUAAAAAAGACAACAUACAUGUCACUGAUAUCCUUUCGAAACCUUGUAUCGCCAUAUUUCAUGUUUUUUUUUGCCAUAAAUCCUUAUUAUUAGUUACCCUUUAUGUUUAUUACUGGGUUUUGCAAAUGUCUAACCAAUAAAAAGUAUAAAAAAGUGCUUGUCAACCUUGAAAGUUUAUUCCAUUUCCUGAAAAACAGCAAAUUUGGACAUACAAGGUUUCAGAAGGACAGCGACGAUAUAUAUCACUUUAAACAACUUUUCUCAAAAACAAUACCUGAAAUGAUUGUGUUGUGAAGUGAAGUGUGCCAUCGCUUUUUCUUAGCAGCUAUUUGCCUCGAAGAUGAUCAAACUAGAAGGAAACCAAAACAGAGACUUAGGGUGGAUUCUUUUCAUUAAUGCCGAUAAGAAAGCGCCCUAAGAUGUCCUAGCAACCGCAUAGCAACCAUAAAGCAAUGUCCUGGCAACCACCCACAUCACCCCGAGCAUCACGACUGCGGGUUUCGGACUGACGACGCCACAAAGCUUUUCUUCAAAAGAGCCUAGUGCGGCAUAUUCUGAGCAUUACCAGAGUUUACGAUGGAAUUUUGUUCUUGUGCAAUACUUCUGAACACACCGGGGGAAAAUAUGACAUUUUAAAUCCUGUCUCUCCAAUUCACAGAUGGUAGUAAUAAAACAAACAACAUUCAUGCAACAGGGUAAUGCUAACGUUACUUUUGCUACGUAAAGUAGUUUUGGCUUUUCUCGGAGCGCCUGUAAAUACGGUGUUUGGAGUGAUGCGAAAACAUUGAAAAAAAAAACGACAAAUAAUACAGGCCAGUACUGUUAAAAACUGCCAAAGGUCUCAUUCAUGGGUUGAGAGUGAGAGAAGAAAUAUUUCACAGAGCGCUGCAGGAGAUAUAAUAAACACAUGUUGUGCUGAUGAAGAUUUUCCUCUUCUUCUGGUCGUGAACAUUGUGGUGUCAAUUAUGUGUGUUUGUAUAUAUCUAUGAGAAAGUAUUUACCGGGCACUGCCUGAAACUAUGUGCAUUUAAAAUAUUAUGGAAACUAUAUAAAUAAAACACACAUGUAUUUUGUCCGUGCAUUUUAUGGUGCCUGUAUGUGCAAGUAUAAAAAAUAUGAUGUGUAUAAACGUUUAAUAAUGAA
This is a messenger RNA of Triplophysa dalaica, 5242 nucleotides long. It is a transcript of the gene abhd8a, whose product is annotated as abhydrolase domain containing 8a. The transcript is spliced from 6 exons. The record is from RefSeq and is a predicted model, not a curated record. Bases 1235 to 2626 code for a protein of 463 amino acids. Gene Ontology annotation, molecular function: catalytic activity. NCBI's taxonomy places the organism in Eukaryota, Metazoa, Chordata, Actinopteri, Cypriniformes, Nemacheilidae.